AUGCUGUCACUCCAGUCACUUCACAUACUUGCAGCAGCAGUUUUUUUUCUGGUGAUGUGUCAUGCUGAGGAGAAGUGUGCAGGAACUCCUGGAAUCCCUGGCACCCCAGGAGCCAAUGGAUUGCCUGGAAGAGAUGGCAGAGAUGGUAUGAAAGGAGACUCAGGCCCACCAGGUCCUCAGGGGCCACCCAGUGGCAUGCCAGGUCUUCCUGGAAGAGAUGGGCUUCCUGGGGUGAAAGGGUCCCAGGGUGAAAAAGGCAACAAGGGGGAGAGAGGGGAGCCUGGACCACAAGGCCUGCCUGCUUCUGUUGAUCCUGAAUUGCAAGAAAGCCUCCAGGUUUUAAAACAUCGAAUUACCAGACUGGAAGGAGUCCUUACUUUGGAAGGAAAACUAACAGAAGUGGGGGAAAAAAUUCUCGCUACCAGUGGGAAAGAAGUCAAUUUUGAAACCACAUUAAAAGCAUGCGAACAUGCUGGUGGCUCCAUCGCCACUCCCAGGAACAAGGAGGAGAACGAUGCUAUUUUGGAUAUUGUGAAACAGUUUAACAGAUAUGCUUAUCUGGGUAUAAGGGAGAGUGAUGUUCCAGGUGAAUUCCAGUAUCUGGAUGGGAAACCUCUGAAUUAUACCAACUGGCAUGCUAGUGAGCCAAAUGGCAAAGGAGGGGAAAAUUGUGUGGAGAUGUACACUGAUGGAGGCUGGAAUGACAGAAAAUGCAACCAGUACCGCCUCACUAUCUGUGAAUUUUAA
Messenger RNA from Terrapene triunguis (Three-toed box turtle), 747 nucleotides. RefSeq names its product pulmonary surfactant-associated protein A-like. The coding region runs from base 1 to 747 and encodes 248 amino acids. The record is from RefSeq and is a predicted model, not a curated record. The transcript has 4 exons. Gene Ontology annotation, cellular component: multivesicular body; rough endoplasmic reticulum. Lineage: Eukaryota; Metazoa; Chordata; Testudines; Emydidae.